Messenger RNA from Brienomyrus brachyistius, 1248 nucleotides. RefSeq names its product serine/arginine-rich splicing factor 3. Gene Ontology annotation, cellular component: nuclear speck. The transcript is spliced from 7 exons. Gene Ontology annotation, molecular function: RNA binding. Lineage: Eukaryota; Metazoa; Chordata; Actinopteri; Osteoglossiformes; Mormyridae. The coding region runs from base 173 to 679 and encodes 168 amino acids. The record is from RefSeq and is a predicted model, not a curated record. Gene Ontology annotation, biological process: mRNA splicing, via spliceosome.
UAGACGAGCAUCAAGGCACGCGGCCUUCCGGCCUCACGCCAUUUCGUGCUUUUUAUUAAGAAGUAGCACAGCGGCGGGUGGUUUAGUACUGCGUCACUGCUUCAAAGUACUUCACGUUUCUCGAACCUUCGUGGAGUUUCAGUUUUUGUUUAGAGACUUGACACAAGUUGACAUGGGAGAUCCCACCAUGCACAGAGACUGCCCUCUUGACUGCAAGGUCUACGUGGGCAACUUGGGGAACAACGGGAACAAGACGGAACUGGAGCGGGCCUUUGGGUAUUACGGGCCACUGCGCAGCGUCUGGGUGGCCAGGAAUCCCCCUGGCUUUGCGUUUGUGGAGUUUGAGGACCCUCGUGACGCGACUGAUGCGGUGAGGGAGCUGGAUGGAAGGACGCUAUGUGGGUGCCGUGUCCGGGUUGAGAUGUCCAAUGGAGAGAAGCGAAGCCGGAACCGGGGCCCGCCCCCGUCCUGGAGCCGGCGCCCACGUGACGAUUACCGUCGCCGUAGCCCACCGCCCCGCCGCAGAUCUCCUCGUAGGCGGAGCUUCAGUCGCAGCCGAAGCAGAUCUCUUUCGCGAGAUAGGAGGAGGGAUCGGUCUUUCUCUCGGGACAGGAACCAUAAGGCAUCUCGCUCCUUCUCUAGAUCAAGAAGCCGUUCCAGGUCUAAUGACAGGAGGUAGAAGGUCUCUCCUGGUCUGAAAGCAAACGGUGGUCAUGAGUUUUGUGUAAUGGACUGUGAACUCUACAGGUUCUGUUCUUAUUUUUGAUUUUUUUUCCCCUAUUUUUUCGCUUGUUUUACAACAUGUGAGGUAUCUAGAUUCUUACAUGUAUACGUGGCUGUAUGCAAGAGAGGCUUUGAGUACCUGUUGUACCCCAGUAGCAUUCCGUUGCCACCUGCACAGCCAAGUAAACAACCCCGAAACAUUUUUUAAGUUCGUGUGGAGGUACCAGAUGAUACGAGCCAUUUGGUGAGCUAACAUCCUGUGUCCUGCAAUGUAGUUUUUUUUUUUUUUUUUUUUUUUUAAGGGAAAACUUGCAAGGGCUGCAUGUCUGUUCCAGUAUGAGACAGUCUCUACUGGGGCUUUUGUGCGUUCAAAUGAGUAGUUGGGGGGUGGGGGGGGGGGGGCAAGACUAUACGUGAAAUAGUGGAUGUGAGCUGAUUACAUUAUAAUAAUGCAGGUUUUGUCUUUUUUUUUUGCUGUUUGUACUGUUUGUAAUGUCUUUGAAUUAAAGGUGGUUAUAAAAUCGA